GCACCGCCGGCGACAGCGCCCUCUGGCGGCGAGAGCCGGCACUGCCUGGAGAAAGCGAAUUCUGCGGAAGACCCCUGAGAUCCUAGUGGCCUCUGCGGGGGCGCAGAGAAGAGGAACGUGUGACCGCUAGAAGGGCGGCCUGAUGGAGGCAGGCGUCCCUCUGGGAGGGUCACAAGGAGAGUCAGGGCUACGGCGAUCAGGGAGAGAAGAGGAACGAGGUCAGGACCGAGAUGCCCUUUUCAGAGGACUCCAUGAAGGAGGAGAAGCCUCUAGGAGGGACGCUGUUGAAGAUGCCCAGAGGACUCGGGUGCUGAAGCCCCACGAGCUAAGCCCAGCAGCCCACACGCCCGAGCGCUAUCCCGUGCGCCCGUAGCUCCGGCCGGCUGUCUGUCCGAAGACCGGCCGGUGAUUGGCUGCGGCGCCGGGCGGAAGUGAUGCCGCCGUCCCUGGCUCCGGCUCCCGGGAAGCCGCGAGUUUCCGCAAGGAGGCGGCGGCAGCAGCUGCGGCAGGGUCGGUAUGCAGCCUGUGCUCAGAAUCAACACUACUCACCGAAAGUGAUGCCUUUGCUUCAGUUACACAAGAUGAGUGUGAUGCAGUUAGCCAGACCAGGAGCUCAACGCCACACAGAGCCCAGCCUGCUGCUCUGAUGCCGAAGGGGAGGCAGAAAGUGCCACACUUAGAUGCCCCCCUGGGGCUGCCCACCUGCCUGUGGCUGGAAUUGGCUGGGCUCUUCUUAUUGGUUCCCUUUGUUAUGGGCUUGGCAGAGACAAGUGGGCCCGAUGCCCAAGCCCCAGGGGGGCUCAGCUGGGCUGUGCAUCUGGACAGCCUGGAAGGUGAUCGGGAGGAAGAGCAUCUGGAGCAGCAAGCAGAUGCCGUGGCCCAGGAAGCAGGGCUGGUGAAUGCCGGGCGCAUCGGAGAGCUCCGGGGCCACUACCUCUUCGUGCAGCCAGCUGGGCCCAGCCAGGCCAUGGAGGUGCAGUCUGUCCGACAGCAGGCUGAGGCCGUGUUAGCUGGGCAUGAAGCUGUCCGCUGGCACUCAGAGCAGAGGCUGCUGAAGCGGACCAAGCGCACCGUCCAUUUCAAUGACCCCAAGUACCCACAGCAGUGGCACCUGUGUGUCAUUGGAUUCCCACCGCAUCUCCUACAGAAUAACCAGCGGAGCCCCGGCAGGGACAUCAACGUGACAGGUGUGUGGGAGCGCAAUGUAACUGGGCGCGGGGUGACGGUGGUGGUGGUGGAUGAUGGUGUAGAGCACACCGUCCAGGACAUCGCACCCAACUAUGUAAGUGGCCCAGAACCACACGCCCGUCCCAUGUCUGAGCUCCUUCCACACUAUGCUUCAGCCUUGUUCCCCUCCCUAGCAGGCACUGAGCCAAACCAAAUAGCCUCGGAGGUGGGGUGGGGUGCUUUCUCCUCUCCUGUCCCAGCCAGCUUUGCAGCCUGGCAGUUAGGAUGCAGCAGGUGCUCCAGCCCCAAGGGAGAGGACCUCAGCAGAACUUCCUGCUUCCUGUUGCUGCUCCCUCUCUGCAGAAGCCCUGAAGGUAGCUAUGAUCUCAACUCGAAUGACCCUGACCCCAUGCCCCACCCGGAUUUGGAGAAUGGCAACCACCACGGUACUCGGUGUGCUGGCGAGAUCGCUGCUGUGCCCAACAACAGCUUCUGUGCAGUAGGCGUAGCCUACGGGAGCCGCAUAGCAGGCAUCCGGGUACUGGACGGGCCACUGACAGACAGUAUGGAGGCUGUGGCAUUCAACAAGCACUAUCAGAUCAAUGACAUCUACAGCUGCAGCUGGGGCCCAGAUGAUGAUGGGAAGACAGUGGACGGCCCCCACCAACUUGGAAAGGCUGCCUUGCAGCACGGGGUGAUGGCUGGCCGCCAGGGCUUUGGGAGCAUCUUCGUGGUGGCCAGUGGUAACGGGGGCCAACACAAUGACAACUGCAACUACGAUGGCUAUGCCAACUCCAUCUACACCGUCACCAUAGGUGCUGUGGAUGAGGAGGGACGGAUGCCUUUUUAUGCAGAAGAGUGUGCCUCCAUGCUGGCGGUCACCUUCAGUGGUGGGGACAAGAUGCUCCGGAGCAUUGUGACCACUGACUGGGACCUUCAGAAGGGCACCGGCUGCACAGAGGGGCACACAGGGACCUCUGCAGCAGCACCUCUGGCAGCUGGCAUGAUAGCCCUCAUGCUGCAGGUGCGGCCCUGUCUCACAUGGCGCGACGUUCAGCACAUCAUUGUCUUCACAGCCACCCAGUAUGAGGAUCACCAUGCAGAUUGGCUCACCAAUGAGGCGGGCUUCAGCCACAGCCACCAGCACGGUUUUGGGCUGCUCAAUGCUUGGAGACUCGUCAAUGCAGCCAAGGUGAACAGGUGUGGGCAGGAUCUGGACGUCUGUCCCUUACUUAGCUUCCUACGUCAGCCCUGUGCUGAAAGAGAACAAGGCUAUUCUUCGGUCCCCGCACUUGCUGGAGGUCCUGUGGAAUGGAUGGACCUGGAGAUGUCGGGGCUGAAGACCCUGGAGCAUGUAGCAGUGACAGUCUCCAUCGCCCACCCUCGCCGCGGCAGCUUGGAACUGAAACUCUUUUGUCCCAGUGGCAUGGUGUCCCUUAUUGGCACCCCCCGCAGCAUGGACUCGGAUCCCAGUGGCUUCGAUGACUGGACUUUCUCCACUGUGCGGUGCUGGGGGGAAAGAGCAAAAGGCACCUACAGACUGGUUAUCAGGGAUGUAGGUGAUGAGCCACCCCAGUUGGGCAUCCUCCAGCAGUGGCAGCUGACCUUGUAUGGCUCCAUGUGGAGUCCAGUGGACAUUAGGGAAAGACAAAGGCUGUUAGAAAGUGCCAUGAGUGGGAAAUACCUGCAUGAUGGCUUCUCUCUGCCCUGCCCACCUGGACUGGAGAUUCCUGAGGAAGAUGGUUAUACCAUCACCCCUAAUACCCUGAAGACCCUGGUGCUGGUGGGCUGUUUCACCAUCUUCUGGACCAUUUACUACAUGCUGGAGAUAUAUCUGAGCCACAAGAAUGUGGCUUCCACCCAGGGUUGUAGGAACGGACCCUGCCACUGGCCCCAACGAAGCCGAAAAUCCAGAGAGGAAGGGACAGAGCUAGAAUCAGUGCCACUUUGCAACAGUAAGGAUCUAAAUGGAGCAGAGACAGAGAACAGGAGCCCUCCCACCACCGCUGACCUCCUUGCCCCAGACUUGCUCCAUGAAGGGGACUGGACCUUGUCCCAGAACAGCCAGAGUGCCCUGGACUGCCCUUAUCAGCACCAACAGCCAGACCUGUUGCAGGGGAAGGAGGAACAGAUUUGCUGACCUCAGGGCCUGGUAGACUUGGAAUGGGUCAGGCUCUUCCUUCCCAAAAUUGGGGAACCUGCUCCCAACUUUGAAGAGCUCUGGGGAGAAAGUAGUCCUGAUGCUUACAUCUGGAACUUGAGGUCUCAACAGCAUUCUCUGGCUACCCUUGGGGAGGGUGAGGACCUUCGUAAAUAGAAGCGGCAGAAGACAGAACCAGAGAGAGGACAGUCUGGAGAGAGGCUAGGAUCCUAACUGACUGGAUGCUUUUGAUGAGAAAGGCUUGCCAAGGGGUUGGCAAAAUUGCUGCCACCAUUUCUCUUGGGCAAGCUAGUGACGCAGGUCCUAGAGAUCCCUACCCAUGUAGGUUGAAAAGGUGCUUGUGUGGCCAGGAGAGUCCUCAACAGAAACAUCGCUGGGAUCACUAGGAAGGAGUGUGGCGGGAGACCCUGGGAAGAGCCCCAGGCUUGCCUGCCCUGAAUCAGCGCCUUCCUUAGCCUUUCCUAGGAGUGUCACUCCGGGGCAAUACCAGGCUUGAAUGUGCCUGACCCCCUUCAUCACUCCUGCUCUUCUUCCUGAAGGAUUGGCACAGUGCUCCUGGCAUAGCUGGGGAGAGUCAUGGCUCCCCAGGGCCCCUACUGCCUCAAGAGGUCUGUGGUGGGACUGAGGAGCAGGUGUGAGAUACAAGUGUUUUAGGAGAAGCCAAGGAAGCCACUGCCACUGCAGCCCUGUGACCACCCUGUCUUCCUCGGCAGUGCUCAGGGAAAAGCCCUUCCCCUGGAGGCCUACUGUCUGCCUGACAACCUGUGACUUUUCUUCCCAUUCUUGGCCUCCUCCCUUCUUCUGAGCUAAUUGAUUGAUUGGACUUUUUUUAAUGCUUAAAAUUUGAUUUUCUCUUUUCACAGCAACAUUUUGUUGAAUUUUUUUCUGCACAGCUUUUCCAAAAUAAAGACCUUCCAAACAAUU
Messenger RNA from Heterocephalus glaber (naked mole-rat), 4252 nucleotides. RefSeq names its product proprotein convertase subtilisin/kexin type 7 (gene Pcsk7). NCBI's taxonomy places the organism in Eukaryota, Metazoa, Chordata, Mammalia, Rodentia, Bathyergidae. Gene Ontology annotation, molecular function: serine-type endopeptidase activity. Gene Ontology annotation, cellular component: trans-Golgi network; Golgi membrane. Gene Ontology annotation, biological process: protein processing. The record is from RefSeq and is a predicted model, not a curated record.